AGUGUCCUGCCUGAUUACCUAGCCCGUUGCCCCGUACAGAUUAUCAGACGCCCCACCCACCAUGGGAGCCCGCUUUUCUGGGCCUGAGGUGCCAGCUGCGGUGGCCGCAGUGCCGGAUUCCCCGCCACCCAAUCGCCGCAUGGGCAAACGCCGUCGGCGAGGUUCGUCCUCUUCGGGAGGCUCGACGUCGGGCGAUCGGACGCGUGAGUCCCAAUUGGAGCGCUACCUGAGCACGCCCACGCCCAAGAAGCUGCAGACCACGUCCAAGUACAUCUACGACACACUCUUCACGGCCGCCCACCAAUCGGAUGUGAGCGUGGCCGCGCUUGGCCAGGUCUGGCCGCUCCACAAACACUACCUGAAGCAAUCACCCUAUUUCCGGUCCAUGUUCUCGGGGGCGUGGCGUGAAAGUGAGGAGAAGGUGAUCCAAAUCACCAUUGCCGAUCCCAACGUGGACGUUGCUUCCAUGAAUCUGGCCUUGGGAUCGCUGUAUCAAGACGAGGUGUCCGUUGUCCCCGCUCAGGUGAUUUCGGUGUUGGCCACAGCCACUUUGCUUCAAAUGGAGAGCCUCAUCCAGAAAUGUCGCGAAAUCAUGGUGGAAAGCCUCAACUAUAAAACGGCCAGCGCUUUCCUGACAGCGGCCGAAACCUACGGUUUACGGGAAGUACGCGAGGAGUGCGUCCGAUGGCUCCAAGUGAAUUUAUUGCACCAUAUGCCGGAGAGGCCUGAGGCUUUGAGGGAAAUUAGCCCAGCCAUUCUGCAAGAGGCCAUUGGAUCGACGGACUUGUUCGUGCUUCAAACUGAAGUGUCUGUGUAUGGAUUACUCCGUUUGUGGACCUUUCUACGGAUUCAUCCCGAUUGGAAGGGGGAUGCCAAUGAUGUUGUUCAGCAACCCCAUAUGUAUUUUGUGAAACGAGGCAAAACCCACCCGGAGUGCUUUUUGGAUUCGGAUGAAGGGCGGGAAUUUAUUCCCGUAUUUCGACAACUCCGACUCACUUACAUGGGCAAUCACAAGAUGGAUAUGGAGAUGCAGAUUAAAGAUCGAAUCAUCCCCGACAGUUGGAUGCUUCCCAUUUACCGCAAAAACUGGCACGAUAUGCUCGCCGUGGACUUUGGCUCCGAGAUUGGUCCCUUGAACGUGUCCUUAGAGGAUUUCGAGAAGCAUGCUCUUCGCUGUGGAAGAAUCAUCGAACUUGCGGGGUCUCACCACGUCUGGCGUUGGACAGGCUUUCACAUGGGCUUGGAUCUCAUCCUGACCUUCGACAACUUCCAAUUGUCCAUCAAGCGCAAUCAAAUGUCCUCGCCUAACAAUGAGCUCCAAGGUCUCCUGAGCCAUGCCAAACGUAGGCGGUUCUUCUACAAAGUAAACGUGGCAUCCCUGAACAAACAGGAACAGCCGGUUUAUCUGGCCAAUUCUGGCGUGAAGAAGGCCACUCUAAUGAUGAAUCAAAGCACGCCCAUUUUUGACGUGGACAAGAAGAAAGCCACUUUCCCGUUGUUGCUCUCACUCAACUUCCUUCUCACACAACCUUCCGAAUAUCCAACCGAGGAGAACGAACUUGUUCCUGACAACGGACCAGACAUCGAAGAUGUUCAGGGUCAAGCUUGAAUUGAGUGAGGGUCAAAACAGAGUUCACAUUCUGUUGUUACUUAAACCGACUCCUUAACAAUGUUGUCAGAGUUAUGCCACAUAAUCACUCAACUCAUGGCUCGAUAUUGAGUUGAAUGACCAUUGGAAUAAUCAUCUUCAGAAAUUGUC
Messenger RNA from Tigriopus californicus, 1759 nucleotides. Its product is annotated as germ cell-less protein-like 1. Gene Ontology annotation, biological process: germ cell development. Lineage: Eukaryota; Metazoa; Arthropoda; Copepoda; Harpacticoida; Harpacticidae. The coding region runs from base 62 to 1609 and encodes 515 amino acids. The record is from RefSeq and is a predicted model, not a curated record. The transcript has 8 exons. Gene Ontology annotation, molecular function: protein binding.